AUGGCAACGACCACUACUACUGCCACGACACCAACUGGCGGCAGCUCCAGUCACACGUUCGUGCCGUCGCCCAGCAGCGCCGCCGACGCGCGGACCAGUCCCAGCAACCGCAGCCACCGCAGCAGCAGCAGCACGAGCAGCAGCGCCGACGUCCGGGCCGCACCGGCCUCUCGCUUUGCCCAGCGCCGCCUGCGCGUGCUGACUGCGCCGCGCCACAGCAACAAAAUGCACCGCACGCGGACGCUGUCGGAGCUCAUUCUGCUGUCGCCGCGCAGCAGUCCGCGCGUCCCGCGGCGCCACAAGCGCCUGGAGAUGGACAUUGAAGUCUCGCGCUUCUUUGCCGCCAGCGAAGGGCUCGUGGACCUCGCGAGCAGCCACUGCAGUCCGUACAGCAGCACAAUGAGUACGUCUGGUACCGGUACGAGUACCGGUAGCCGUUCCGGUUCGUUCCACAGCCCGCGGAGCUUCUCGGACGCGAGUCAGCAGCAGCUCUGCCUGUCGACGUCGUCGUCGUCUCUUGACGGCCCCGCGAGCGUCGACGCGUCAUCGUCGUCGUCGUCGUUUGACGAGGAGAAGAUGGACGUGGAUCACGAGCCCGACGCCGAACCCGACGCCGAGCCGCCGCGUCACGGCCGCUCGGUGAACGACGUCGUCGACGUCCUGUUUGAGAUCCACUCGGCGCUCAAGAGCCGCCACGUGGGGCAGCGCACGGCCGCGUCGGCACUCGCAGCGAGCAAUUUAGUGAGCACGUUCGUCGGGUACCCGCCGGCAGUCGAGUGCGUGCCGCGCGACGUGCAGCUCGAGGCGCUCGAGAACACGCGGAAGAUGCUCGAGUGCGCCAUCUGCCAGGAGGUCUUUACGAACGCGACAGAGGCCACGUGCUGUGGGCAGAUCUUCUGCAAAGACUGCAUCGAGCGCUGGGUGAGCGAGCGCAGUUCGUGCCCCAUGUGUCGAGAAGCCAUUGGCUUUUCGCUCUUGGCGGCCUCGCGCCACGCCCAGCGCAUGGCCAACGAGAUGACUGUCAGCUGCGGCUACUGCGCCGAGAGCAUGAAGAAAGCGCGUCUGGCGGACCACGUGAAGGCCUGCGACCAGGCGCCCGUGGAGCCGCCGCCGCCGGCCGACGUUGCGCUGCGGCAGCUGCUGCUGUGCACAGCGCGACGCAAUACCGUGUGCCUCGCGCGGUUCCUCAUGGCGACGGUGCCGCCGCAGGCGCUCAUGAUGCAGUGCUACAUUCGCACGCGCGGCGGCGGGAACUAUGAGCUGUAUACACAGGACACGGACACGCUGCUGUGCACGGCAGUGCGUCGACGCCAGUACGACAUGUCGGUGAGCUUUCUCAUCUUUCUCGCUACGGAUGUGGACACGGCAGCAGACGGGACAAUGGCGACAGAAGCAGAGGCGCUUGGGCCGUCGAUCAACGCAGCGAUGCCCGUGGCUCGACUCGACAAGAACUACAUGGGCUCGCAGUACACCAUGUACGACACGACGGGGAACGUGCCGCUGGAGCUGGGCGCAGUGCAGUACGCUGCAACGUUUGGCAAGUCGCCGCGUCAGAUGCGCGUUGCACUGCCGCUUGUGGAGCCCAUUGCCGGUGCCGACAGUGCGGUGGAUGGCACGCCGUCGUGGGCAGUGCAGUCGUGGCGACCAGAGACGAAGGAGGACACGAUAUUGGCCCAAGUGGAGAACCCGGACGCAGCGCGUGCGUUGCAUCUGAUCAACAAGCCGCCAGUCUGGAUCGAGUCGCUCGAGGCGUACUGUUUGGACUUUGGUGGCCGCGUCGCUGCUGCGUCCGUGAAGAACUUUUUGCUGUCGCAUCCGCACGACAUGGACAAGACGCUCAUGCUGUUUGGCCGGACACAAGAUCGUCAGGUGUACUCGAUGGACUACGCGCACCCGUUCACUCCCGUGCAGGCGUUUGCGAUCGCGCUGAGCAGUAUGGACUCGCACCUCGUGACGUUUGAUUAG
This is a messenger RNA of Hyaloperonospora brassicae, 1965 nucleotides long. The record is from the annotation of a GenBank genome assembly. NCBI's taxonomy places the organism in Eukaryota, Oomycota, Peronosporomycetes, Peronosporales, Peronosporaceae.